AUGACCGGCGAUAACAAUAAGAAGAAGAAGAUCGCCAUUAUCGCCGUCUCCUCCUUGUUUCUAGUAGCCAUGGUGAUCGCCGUCACGGUCGGGGUCACCACGUCAUGGAGCAAAGGAGGUUCGAAAUCCAACGAUGGCCAGACCACCACGUCGACAAAGGCGAUUCAGGCCAUUUGCCAGCCGACGGAUUACAAGGAAACCUGCCAGAAGAGCCUGGAAUCUGCUGGGGUCAACAGCACCGAACCAAAAGAGCUUAUCAAGGCCGGGUUCAAGGUCGCCAUGGACAAACUCCACGAGGUCAUAAAAAACUCAACUACAUUGCAAGAGCUUGCCAAGGACCCCGGCGCAAACCAAGCCCUUGAGAAUUGCAAGGAGCUCUUGGACUACGCCAUUGGCGACCUCGCUGCUUCUUUCGACAAGCUGGGUCCUUUUGAUAUCUCCAAGAUCGACGCUUACGCUGAAGAUCUCAAGAUCUGGCUCAGCGCCGCCAUGACGUACGAGCAGACUUGCUUGGACGGGUUUCAGAACACAACAGGCGACGCCGGUGAGAAGAUGAAGCGUUUGUUGAACUCCACGCAGGAACUCACCAGCAAUGGGCUUGCCAUGGUGUCUGAAAUCACUAGUGUGUUGGGCAGCUUCAAUGUGAAACAAAGCCAACGUCGUUUGCUGGCAGCCGGGGCCGGAGGCGGCACAAAGAAGAACACUCCGAAGAUUAUUCCUGUGUGGAUAGACAAGCGCACGAUGGACGUGGCAAGGGCGACCCCGCAGUCGCUUAAGCCGGACGUGACGGUGGCGAAGGACGGGAGCGGGCAGGUCAAGAGUAUUGGGGAAGCUGUGAAGCAAAUACCCAAGAACAACGCCGAUAAGACGUUUGUGAUUUAUGUGAAGGAGGGAGUGUACAAUGAGUAUGUCAUGAUUGACAAGUUUAUGACAAAUGUCAUGAUGAUUGGGGAUGGCCCAACUAAGACCAAGAUCACCGGUAACAAAAACUACGCUGACGGAACGAAAACUUUUCAGACUGCAACAGUUGCUGUAGUUGGGGACUAUUUCGUUGCCAAGGACAUCGGGUUUGAGAACUCAGCAGGAGCCAAAGGGCACCAAGCCGUGGCUCUGCGGGUGCAAUCCGACUUGUCCAUCUUCUACAACUGCCAAAUGGACGGCUACCAAGACACCCUCUACACCCAAACCCACCGGCAAUUCUACCGUGACUGCACCAUCAGCGGCACCAUCGACUUCAUCUUCGGCGAUGCGGCUGUGGUGUUCCAAAACUGCAAGAUGAUAGUGAGGAAGCCGAUGGACAACCAGGCUUGCAUGGUGACAGCCCAAGGAAGGAUGGACAGGCGCCAGCCCACGGCCAUGGUCCUCCAAAACUGCACCAUCUCCGGGGAUUCGGAGUACAUUCCUGUCAAAGACAAGAGCAAGGCGUACCUGGGCAGGCCUUGGAAGGCCCUCGCCAGGACCAUCGUCAUGCAAUCGCAGAUUGAUGACAUCAUCACUCCGGAAGGGUGGAUGGAGUGGACAGGCUCGACGAAUCACAAAAGUUGCUGGUUUGGUGAGUACGGCAACAGAGGGCCCGGCUCGGACAUGACACGGAGGGUCACAUGGUCCGGCAUCAAGAAGCUUACUCCUGAACACGCCGUGGAUUUCACCGCCGGUAGGCUCAUGGAGGGUGAUAGGUGGAUAAAGCCCAGCGGAGUGCCUUACGUUGCUGGCAUGGUUUCUGUUUAG
Molecule: messenger RNA, 1728 nt
Organism: Prunus armeniaca (apricot)
Lineage: Eukaryota; Viridiplantae; Streptophyta; Magnoliopsida; Rosales; Rosaceae
Source: the annotation of a GenBank genome assembly